This is a messenger RNA of Manihot esculenta (cassava), 879 nucleotides long. RefSeq lists its product as uncharacterized. The transcript has a single exon. Lineage: Eukaryota; Viridiplantae; Streptophyta; Magnoliopsida; Malpighiales; Euphorbiaceae. The record is from RefSeq and is a predicted model, not a curated record. The coding region runs from base 1 to 870 and encodes 289 amino acids.
AUGGUGGUGGUCUUGACAGUUGCAGUCAUGCUUCUUCAAUGUCUUCCAUUGAAGCUCCCAUUUGCUGCCUCAGGCUCUUUCUCUCUCACACUUCUUCUUCUUCCACCAAAACCUCAACAAAUAGAACUAGUAACAGUCAGACCCAGUAGAGUAAAACAUCUUCCCUCGAGGACUCCUAAGUCUGCCCCUAGUGUGCGACCGGCGAAGGAGAACUUGCCGACACGAACCAUUUUCAGGAAACCCAUUUCACAGAGGUUGGAGAAGGUCUCGCUACAGCAUCCUCAAUCUAGGAGAAAACCCAUCUCCAGAAAUGUUUCCAAUUCGAAAUUUUCUUCAGUUUCGGACAUCAGUCGCCGUCUUGAAAAUCAACUGAAAUCCGGCCCCGGAGAGUUGAAAGAGGUAGUAGUUGAUAGAGUUAGCUACUAUAAUGGAGCAAAUUCGACUCCUUUGAGUAAGAUGGCAAUUGGAUCGUCGGGAUUGAAUCUCGCAGUUGACAGUAACAUUAGAAAUGAGGAUGGUAAUGAUGAGAAAUCAAACACCAAAACGCCUCCAGUUCAGGUCUCAGUCUCUCCAGAAAUACAAUGUGGGUCAUCUGUAAUGUCUGCGACGGCGACAACAGUCACACCAGCUUGUUAUGGUGGUGGCCAUGUUCUGACAGGUGUCAUUGACAAGAGGAAGUGUAAACCUAGAGGGAUACUCACUGUAAGAGAAGCUAAAGCUCUUGAUUGUUUUGAAUGUGAUGAUGAAUCUGAACAAGAGAAUGCUCCAGGGCUUGUCAACAAUUCGUUGCCUUUGCCAUCUAUGGCUUCAAUGCAUUGGCUUUUGCAUUUGCCAUCUAUGUUUUUAAGUAUGCUGGUUAGACAGACAUGAAAGAGUAAG